CUGCACUGGUGAGCCUUGCACUACAGUUCACUGCGGAGUACUCUAUGUUCUUGUCUUUGUUUUGGUAGACUGUUAUUGACACUAUUCAAACAUUGAAAAUGCAUGACGUGUUGUUGGAAGAGGAGCAAGUUAAGUUCAGGCGUGUCAGUAGCGUGGGCUCAACAUUAACAAUGUGCGCACUUUAAACUUCACAACUGAGCUUGUUCGUCGCUUUCACAUUUCAAAUUACUUUUAUUUUGCGGCUGGCUGUCAUGUCGCGCUGACGAGCCACUGUCAGUUUCGAUAGCAGAUAUAGAGCAUGUGAAGUGAACUGUUCGGAGUCAGACAUGGAGGCACCUGAAGCGCACUCGGAGACCAGAAACACAGAGGGCUGUUUUCACAGGACCUUCUCGGCGCUAACUGUGGAUGAUGUGUACGAAAUAGCCAAACUGAUCGGCACCGAGGUGGAGAAACUUAUCGAUGGCUGUGGCAAAGACAGCGUCGUGGGUCUGGUGCCAAAAAUAGUGAAAGUGUUGGAGCUGCUGGAGAGCUUCGCGUCGAGAAACCAUGCUCACAAACUGAAGGAAGAGGAACUGCUUAAGACCUUCGAGACGAUACAGCUCCAACAGCAGAAGAAACGCGUGGGGAAAGAAAGCGACGAGGGCAACGAUAAAAAUGAAAUACGGCAGGAGCUGCAGCAGAAGGAGCAGCAGUGGAGGAGGCGGUGUGAGGAGCUGCAGUCUCACGUACAGCAGCUCCAGGAGGACCAGGAGGAGCUGCAGAGCAGGCUGAAGGGCAGCCAUGCACAAGAAGACCGUGUCCAGCGGCAGGAGCGAGAGGUGAUGCUGAAGCUGAAGGAGGUGGUGGACAAGCAGAGAGAUGAGCUGAGGGCUAAAGUCCAGGAGAUAACCACCAUUUCCAAAGAAGCAGAGGCGCUCCAGGAGCAGUUGGAGCGCUUUAUGAAGAUGAAUGCAGAGCUGCGACACAAGCAGAACGUGCUGCAGGCCCAGCUGAAGAGCACCGUGGAGAGGAAGGCCGACAUGGAGGCCGACCUGAAGGAGAAAAGCAAAGAGAUAGAAAACCUCCAAACACAGCUGGACAAAACCAAUCGCAACGGACCUUUCAGUCCAAGUCAAACAGCUUGUGAGUCCAAGAAAAAGGGGACCGUUGACCAGAAGGACCCUGAUCAGCCGUGCUUCACCAAGAAGGAGGUGCGGGACAUCAUUUUCGAGAGGAACGAGCUCAAAACCAACCUCUUCCUGGUGCAGGAGGAGCUGAGCUACUAUCAGAGGGAGAUCCUGAAUGAGGAGAGGUGUCCAGGUUUCCUAUUAGAAGCCGUCCGCUCUGCCAUCAAAAAGAAGAGAAAGCUUAUCAAGGCAAAGAUGCUCGGAAUUCCAGCAAACGAAUGCAGCAGCAGUGAUGAGGAGGAGAGGAGUUCUCUGUUUGGGCAGACAGAGGUGGAUGGCACUGAAGUUGACGGCACUACCAAACCAGCUGAGUCGCGCAUUCAAAACCUCUUUGGCUUCCUAACGCGGUCGGGCAGCGGCCGGAGCUCCACCCACAUCAGCAACUCCGCCUCCAGCUGGGAGAUCAUCGGAGACUCAGAGGCCGCUGAUGAGACGGGGCAGCGACCGUCCCUCUGAGCCUGGUACUGACCCCAGAGUUCACAGUGUGGGACUCCCUUCUUCCCUAAUUCACAAGUUCUUCCUCAGCUGGUAUCAGAAAGAAGGGGUUUUGGCUCAGGAAAAAUAUUACGAGGACAUUUGAACGCAGCACUUCCAAAAUCAUAAUGUAAGUGUGAGGAAAGAGAGCGUGUGAACAUUUUUAAACAAAGCUUUUUUUGCUUUAUUUCGAUCACAACUUCCCUUUUUGUAAAUUUCAUUCAUGGCCUAAGUCCCCUUAUUCUUCCACAGAAGUGAUUCACAAGUAUAUUCAGUAUAAAGGGUACAGUGUAUUACAGUAUUAAGAGGGAUAGUUUCAUCUCACCACAAAAAAGAUACUUCCUUUUGUAGGAUUGAAGUUUUAAUAUAACAAUCCUGUUAUCCGUCAUUGUGAGGAAAGUGCAGAACUGGGUUAUCCCGCCUAGAUAUUAUAUAUAGAACCUCAAACAUUUUUAACAAAAACCAAAGAUAUUGUAAAGGUAUAUAUUCUGAAAUUAAACUCUCCCUUCUAGUAAUAUGGAAAGCAGUAUAAUAAGUUCACCUCUGUUCCACGACAGGGCAUUGGUUCAUUUUAAAACUAACAAUCAAGAUUUUACCAAAAAUCUAUCAUGUUACUUUUACCUCAGUAGGGGAAUUUUUAAGCCACAUGUUUACUUAUGUAAUUUUAAUUAAUUGAGGCACUUUUAUUCUCAAGGCAGAAAAAAAGAAAAUUGUAGUCAUAUUAUUGCAUUUUAACCCCUUAAGCCUUCACUUACAGCUUGUAUUGUAAAAAUAUAUUUUCUUAAUUUUUAGUCAUUGCACAGAGUCAAAGCCUUUGGCUGGUGUGUGUUUGAUAUCUGUGCCAUACAUGUGUAUGUGUAUAUGUGUGUGUAAACAAAUGUAUACUGGCUGGUGUACCAGCCUCUGCAUAUUGGUUACUUUACUUUGAAAGGAAGCAAUGAGCUUCCUUGUGAUUUUUUUUUUGUGGUUCCCACCACCAUCAGCUGACGAGUUACCAGAAAGUCCCCACAUUCACUUUGUCUGACCCCUCUGAAUGUCUGGCCAUAACACUACUCAGACAAUGACAGGCCAGUAAUGUAUUUGUUGAGAGACAAUGUAUGACCUUCCAAUCCGAUCAUGUUUUCCUAAAAUACGGUUUGCAAUUUAUUUUUGUAAGCAUGUUAUUGCUGACAAUAAAGAUUUAGGAUUUCAAUUGCCAUGUGAGUGAAUAUUUUUGAUGAAAUGUGUUAAAAUCAAUAAAAAAAUGUGGAUUUUA
Etheostoma spectabile (orangethroat darter) is the source of this 2895-nucleotide messenger RNA. RefSeq names its product Rab interacting lysosomal protein (gene rilp). Gene Ontology annotation, molecular function: small GTPase binding; dynein light intermediate chain binding; protein dimerization activity. Gene Ontology annotation, biological process: cilium assembly. Lineage: Eukaryota; Metazoa; Chordata; Actinopteri; Perciformes; Percidae. The transcript is spliced from 8 exons. Gene Ontology annotation, cellular component: cytoplasm; ciliary basal body. The coding region runs from base 327 to 1622 and encodes 431 amino acids. The record is from RefSeq and is a predicted model, not a curated record.